CUCACACAAUGCACAGUGCAUUUGCACUCACAGUGCAUUCACACACAAUACACACACGGUACACACUGCACACUCAGUGUAUUUGCACAGUGCACUCACACCCACAGUGCAGAUACACACGUCACACAGCACACACAGUGCACUCACUCACAGUGCAUACACACGUACACAGUACACACAGUGCACUCACUCACAGUGCAUACACACGUCACACAGUACACACAGUGCACUCACUCACAGUGCAUACACACAUACACAGUACACACAGUGCACUCACUCACAGUGCAUACACACGUACACAGCACACACAGUGCACUCACUCACAGUGCAUACACACGUACACAGUACACACAGUGCACUCACUCACAGUGCAUACACACGUCACACAGCACACACAGUGCACUCACUCACAGUGCAUACACACGUCACACAGCACACACAGUGCACUCACUCACAGUGCAUACACACGUCACACAGCACACACAGUGCACUCACUCACAGUGCAUACACACGUCACACAGCACACACAGUGCACUCACAGUGCAUACACACGUCACACAGUACACACAGUGCACUCUCACAGUGCAUACACACGUCACACAGCACACACAGUGCACUCACUCACAGUGCAUACACACGUACACAGCACACACAGUGCACUCACUCACAGUGCAUACACACGUACACAGCACACACAGUGCACUCACUCACAGUGCAUACACACGUCACACAGCACACACAGUGCACUUGCAGUGCAGAUACACACAUGCUACACACACGGUACAUUUACACAGCACACACAGUGCACUCACUCACAGUGCAUACACACGUCACACAGCACACACAGUGCACUCACUCACAGUGCAUACACGCGUACACAGUACACACAGUGCACUCACUCACAGUGCAUACACACGUCACACAGCACACACAGUGCACUCACUCACAGUGCAUACACACGUACACAGCACACACAGUGCACUCACUCAGUGCAUACACACGUCACACAGUACACACAGUGCACUCACUCACAGUGCAUACACACGUACACAGUACACACAGUGCACUCACUCACAGUGCAUACACGCGUCACACAGCACACACAGUGCACUCACUCAGUGCAUACACACGUCACACAGUACACACAGUGCACUCACUCAGUGCAUACACACGUACACAGUACACACAGUGCACUCACUCACAGUGCAUACACACGUCACACAGUACACACAGUGCACUCACUCACAGUGCAUACACACGUCACACAGCACACACAGUGCACUCACUCACAGUGCAUACACACGUACACAGUACACACAGUGCACUCACUCACAGUGCAUACACACGUACACAGCACACACAGUGCACUCACUCACAGUGCAUACACACGUACACAGCACACACAGUGCACUCACUCACAUGCAUACACGCGUCACACAGUACACACAGUGCACUCACUCACAGUGCAUACACACGUACACAGUACACACAGUGCACUCACUCACAGUGCAUACACACGUCACACAGUACACACAGUGCACUCUCACAGUGCAUACACACGUCACACAGCACACACAGUGCACUCACUCACAGUGCAUACACACGUCACACAGCACACACAGUGCACUCACUCACAGUGCAUACACACGUACACAGUACACACAGUGCACUCACUCACAGUGCAUACACACGUCACACAGUACACACAGUGCACUCACUCACAGUGCAUACACACGUCACACAGUACACACAGUGCACUCACUCACAGUGCAUACACACGUACACAGCACACACAGUGCACUCACUCACAGUGCAUACACACGUCACACAGUACACACAGUGCACUCACUCACAGUGCAUACACACGUCACACAGUACACACAGUGCACUCACUCACAGUGCAUACACACGUACACAGCACACACAGUGCACUCACUCACAGUGCAUACACACGUCACACAGUACACACAGUGCACUCACUCACAGUGCAUACACACGUCACACAGUACACACAGUGCACUCACUCACAGUGCAUACACACGUACACAGCACACACAGUGCACUCACUCACAGUGCAUACACACGUACACAGUACACACAGUGCACUCUCACAGUGCAUACACACGUACACAGUACACACAGUGCACUCACAGUGCAUACACACGUCACACAGUACACACAGUGCACUCACUCACAGUGCAUACACGCGUCACACAGCACACACAGUGCACUCACAGUGCAUACACACGUCACACAGUACACACAGUGCACUCACACCCACAGUGCAUACACACGUACACAGUACACACAGUGCACUCACUCACAGUGCAUACACACGUCACACAGUACACACAGUGCACUCUCACAGUGCAUACACACGUCACACAGUACACACAGUGCACUCACAGUGCAUACACACGUACACAGUACACACAGUGCACUCACUCACAGUGCAUACACACGUACACAGCACACACAGUGCACUCACUCACAUGCAUACACGCGUCACACAGUACACACAGUGCACUCACUCACAGUGCAUACACACGUACACAGUACACACAGUGCACUCACUCACAGUGCAUACACACGUCACACAGUACACACAGUGCACUCUCACAGUGCAUACACACGUCACACAGCACACACAGUGCACUCACUCACAGUGCAUACACACGUCACACAGCACACACAGUGCACUCACUCACAGUGCAUACACACGUACACAGUACACACAGUGCACUCACUCACAGUGCAUACACACGUCACACAGCACACACAGUGCACUCUCACAGUGCAUACACACGUACACAGCACACACAGUGCACUCACUCACAGUGCAUACACACGUACACAGUACACACAGUGCACUCUCACAGUGCAUACACACGUACACAGUACACACAGUGCACUCUCACAGUGCAUACACACGUACACAGCACACACAGUGCACUCACUCACAGUGCAUACACGCGUCACACAGCACACACAGUGCACUCACUCACAGUGCAUACACACGUACACAGCACACACAGUGCACUCACUCACAGUGCAUACACACGUCACACAGUACACACAGUGCACUCACUCACAGUGCAUACACACGUCACACAGCACACACAGUGCACUCACUCACAGUGCAUACACACGUCACACAGCACACACAGUGCACUCACUCACAGUGCAUACACACGUCACACAGCACACACAGUGCACUCACUCACAGUGCAUACACACGUACACAGCACACACAGUGCACUCACUCACAGUGCAUACACACGUCACACAGUACACACAGUGCACUCACUCACAGUGCAUACACACGUACACAGCACACACAGUGCACUCACUCACAGUGCAUACACACGUACACAGUACACACAGUGCACUCUCACAGUGCAUACACACGUCACACAGCACACACAGUGCACUCACUCACAGUGCAUACACGCGUCACACAGCACACACAGUGCACUCACUCACAGUGCAUACACACGUACACAGUACACACAGUGCACUCUCACAGUGCAUACACACGUCACACAGUACACACAGUGCACUCUCACAGUGCAUACACACGUCACACAGCACACACAGUGCACUCACUCACAGUGCAUACACACGUACACAGCACACACAGUGCACUCACUCACAGUGCAUACACGCGUCACACAGUACACACAGUGCACUCACUCACAGUGCAUACACACGUACACAGUACACACAGUGCACUCACUCACAGUGCAUACACGCGUCACACAGCACACACAGUGCACUCUCACAGUGCAUACACACGUCACACAGCACACACAGUGCACUCACUCACAGUGCAUACACACGUACACAGCACACACAGUGCACUCACUCACAGUGCAUACACACGUCACACAGUACACACAGUGCACUCACUCACAGUGCAUACACACGUACACAGUACACACAGUGCACUCACUCACAGUGCAUACACACGUACACAGUACACACAGUGCACUCACUCACAGUGCAUACACGCGUACACAGUACACACAGUGCACUCACUCACAGUGCAUACACACGUCACACAGCACACACAGUGCACUCACUCACAGUGCAUACACACGUCACACAGCACACACAGUGCACUCACUCACAGUGCAUACACACGUCACACAGCACACACAGUGCACUCACUCACAGUGCAUACACGCGUCACACAGCACACACAGUGCACUCACUCAGUGCAUACACACGUACACAGUACACACAGUGCACUCACUCACAGUGCAUACACACGUCACACAGUACACACAGUGCACUCACUCACAGUGCAUACACACGUACACAGUACACACAGUGCACUCACUCACAGUGCAUACACACGUACACAGUACACACAGUGCACUCUCACAGUGCAUACACACGUCACACAGUACACACAGUGCACUCACUCACAGUGCAUACACACGUCACACAGUACACACAGUGCACUCACUCACAGUGCAUACACACGUCACACAGCACACACAGUGCACUCACAGUGCAUACACACGUACACAGUACACACAGUGCACUUGCAGUGCAUAUACUCGCACGGUACACAUUCACUCAGUGCACACUCAUGCACAGUGCAUGCUCACACAGCACAUUUACACAGUGCACACCCAGUGCAUUUGCACUCACAGUGCACAUACACACACAGUACACACUCAUGGCACACUCACACCAUAUAUUUACGCUGUGCACACACAGUGCAUUUGCACUCAAGGUGCAUAUACACACACAGUACACACUCAUGUACACACUCACAGUGCACAUUCACACUCUGCAUUUCCACAGUGCACACACAGUGCAUUCCCAUGCACAGUACAUAUACACACGGUACACUCACACAGUACACACACUGUGCACAGUGCCCUCACACAGUGCACACUCACACUGCAUUCACACACAGUGCACACUCACAGUGCAUUCAUACACAGUACACAGUGCACAUGCACACACAGUGCACUUACAGUGUACGUGCACAGUGCAUUCACAGUACACACACUGCACAUGCACACACAUUGCACAGUGUACUCACAGUGCACUCACACACAGUACACACAGUACACACACACAGUGCACUCACACACUGCACAUGCACACUCACUGCACAGUGUACUCACACAGUGCACUCACACAGUACUCACACAGUACACACACACAACACACAUGCACACUCACUGCACAGUGUACUCACACAGUACACACACAACACACAUGCACACACACUGUGCAGUGUGCUCACAGUGCACUCACACAGUGCACACUCACACACCGCACAUGCACACUCACUGCACAGUGUACACACACACCGCACAUGCACACACAUGUGGGUAUUUCUACUUCUCUGGAGUCCAGUCUGGGGCACGGGGGCCAUGGUGUAGAACGGGGGCUCUGCACUGGGCCCCUGCAAAGGGAGUGCCUACAGUAAAGUGCCCAGGGCUUUGGGGGGAUUCCCCGUGUCACAGAGACCCACUCAAGCAGUGGGAGGCCGCAUGGCCGAGCCUCAAGCUCUUACCAAGGGCAGGGUCUGGAGGCAUGGGCGAGUUUUCCACAUCAUCUGCCUCGGAAGAGCCUCGAAGAGCUGAGGAGGGAGCCCACCUCCCCAAGGCAGCCCAGCAGGCCAUGGGGCAGCAUGCAGUGAGCAGCAAUGUCAGGACAGGCAGAAGACGCCCUGCCGUGGCUCCGUAGCCCACGUCCUUGGUCAAAGCCACUUCACUCACUCCCUGCUACAAACCCAUGGAGGGCACGGGCAAGGAACACCUCUGGGUCUGAGAGCAGCCAACCCACAAGGACCUGCACUUCCGAUGGGACAGACAGGAGACCCCUCCCCUCCCCAGUCAGGCCCACCCAGAGCUCGGCUCCACCUCUCCCUGCAGGCCUUCUAAUUGAGCCCCACGCAGAGCCCCAUGGCAGGAGCUCUACAGGACACACGCGAUUGUCUGGGACGUCCACUGCAAUGCAAGGGCCAGACCGGUCCCUCCCAAGGACACCGGGCCAGGCACAGAGGGCUUGCAGAGCUGACACUGACAAGUACCAAGUGCCAUUACUACAGCCUAAGU
This is a messenger RNA of Oryctolagus cuniculus (rabbit), 6083 nucleotides long. The record is from RefSeq and is a predicted model, not a curated record. Lineage: Eukaryota; Metazoa; Chordata; Mammalia; Lagomorpha; Leporidae.